AAAAGCGGAAGAUAGACGAUCUUAAAGCACUUGAUGACAAAACAAUAUCUGAACAGCUUGAACAAUUCAUAGUUGAAGUUCGUAAGUUAAAUGGUCAAGAAUAUAAAGCCUCUUUACUUUAUACUGGCUUUUGCACAAUUGCACGGGGAAUUUCUGAAGCUUUUGAAAAUAUAAGAGCCAUCAAUUUAUUUGAUAAGCACAAAUUUAAAAAUUUGCAUAGAAUAUUGGAUGGUCAUAUGAAAUCAAUUGUUGAAAAAGGAGAUAAAAAUCAUAAACAAUCAGAUCCUUUAGAGACUGAUGAAAUUAAGUUAUUGCUUGACUCACCUGCAACUUCAAUUAAUGAUCCUAAAGGUGGCGACGCUAAACAUUUGAAAGCUUCUUGGCUCAAAGAGUUGGAGAAUGGCAGGAUGCAACUUGAAUUACCUAAGAAAAAAAAUUAUGCAGGUGGUAUUAAGGAUCCAUAUGCUGAAGCAUGUUCUAGCUUUAUACCACCUGACAUUUCUGGAAAUAUGUAUACACCAGUGGCAGAUAUUAAAAAGUACUUGACCAAACAUCCAAAUGAUACAGAGGAUGAUUUUUUUUUUGUUACACUAAAUACACCCAAAAAAAUUUAUUGUGACGAAUGGUAUUUACCCACUAAAUUAGGAAAAGGAUCACACGAUACAAUGAUAUAUUCAAUUUGUAAAGAUGCAAAAUUGGAUUUUAAAGGUCAUAUGAUUACGAAUCAUUCAAUACGUUCAACAGGUAUUCAUAGUCUUGUAGAAUCUGGUCGCAAGCUGGACAAUAUAUCUCAUUUAAUUCCAAUUGAAGAAGCGGAAUUUUCUAAGGCAUCAGAUUUAAUUUCAAUUAAGCAAAGUAAAACAUCUAACACACUUGAAGAUGAAACAGAUAAUCAAAAAUCAGUUGUCCCAAAAAUUUCUAUCGAAAAUUGCAGCAACAUAAGCAUUAACAUUAUAUUCAAUAAUAUUUAA
This is a messenger RNA of Racocetra persica, 971 nucleotides long. The record is from the annotation of a GenBank genome assembly. NCBI's taxonomy places the organism in Eukaryota, Fungi, Glomeromycota, Glomeromycetes, Diversisporales, Gigasporaceae.